Molecule: messenger RNA, 648 nt
Organism: Aureobasidium namibiae CBS 147.97
Lineage: Eukaryota; Fungi; Ascomycota; Dothideomycetes; Dothideales; Saccotheciaceae
Product: Cloroperoxidase
Exons: 3
Coding region: 1-648 (215 amino acids)
Molecular function (GO): peroxidase activity
Source: RefSeq, a predicted model, not a curated record
AUGAUAGUCAGGGGACCAUGUCCGAUGAUGAAUACACUCGCAAACCACAACUACAUCCCUCGCAACGGGGGUAACAUCACCAAGGACAAUGCGAUCCGUGGUCUUGGUGAAGCUCUCAACUUCGAUGAAGCAUUAGCAAGUUUAAUGUGGGAGCAAGCCAUUAUUGCAAAUCCUGCACCUAAUGCUACCUUUUUCACCCUUGACCACCUCAACCGCCACAACAUACUCGAACACGACGCCUCACUGUCGCGUGCAGACGCAUACUUCAGCAACGCCUCUACCUUCUCCGCCUCCAUCUUCUCCCAGACAACAAAAUUCUGGAACAAAGACACACUGACGGCGGAAAUGCUUGCCAACAGUAAACUAGCGAGGAUGAUUGAGAGUAGAGCUUUCAACCCUGACUAUGCAUUUACGAGUGGCAAUGAGGAGUUUGCUCUUGGUGAGGUUGCUGCGCCGAUUAUUGUGUUUGGGGAUACAGAGGCGAAGACGGUGGAGAGGGAAUUGGUGGUGGAGUUUUUUGAAAAUGAGAGGUUGCCUUGGGAACUUGGGUGGAUGAAGAGGAAGGAGAAGGUGGGGUUGAGGGAUGUGUUGGAUGUUGUGGAGGCUGUUAGGGACGCUACUAGUUUGUUGACGGGGAGGAGAGACUGA